This is a messenger RNA of Centropristis striata (black sea bass), 1119 nucleotides long. Its product is annotated as natterin-3-like. The coding region runs from base 6 to 983 and encodes 325 amino acids. The record is from RefSeq and is a predicted model, not a curated record. NCBI's taxonomy places the organism in Eukaryota, Metazoa, Chordata, Actinopteri, Perciformes, Serranidae. The transcript has a single exon.
AGAACAUGGACCUUGAUCAGACCAACCUGGGAUGGCAGACCUUCAAUGGUUCUCUCCCCAACGGAGCAGUUUCAAUCUACAAUGACUACUAUAAACGCACCGACUAUGUUAGCAAAUACGGGAUUGAGGCCGGCUUCUACAACCCUAGCAUGGGUCCUUACUGCCACUACCCAUACGCAGGAGAGGAGAGGAGAGGUUACCCAUUUGAGAUCCUGGUGAACAAAGACAACUUUGAGUUUUUGGAAUGGAAGGAUGGCUCCCAUGGUUCAGUUCCUCCAAAUUCAGUCUACACCUCCCCCUUCGAAGACAAAUAUGUUGCGAAGAACCAGUAUGGUCUUGGAAAGGUGCAUGUUGAACAUAAGUCCUUCUACCUUCCCUGUGAAGGGAAGGAGUCUUGGUAUAGGUACUACCAGGUCCUAACCAUCAACAGAGAUAUUAUCAGUGAGGACAUCUCUGAUGUCAAGUACAACACUAAUGGGGUUCAAAUCAUUAAAGGUCCUCCAGAGACCAUGGAGACAUCUAUCAUCACUAACAAAGACUGCCAGCCAGUGACACAGUCAGCUGCCCUUGAAAAGAUGAGCCAAGUGGGGCAAAAGUGGGACACCGGCUUUUCCUUUACACUGGGGGCCACGGCUACCAUCACUGCAGGAAUCCCUAGCAUCGCCUCUUUUAAUGUUGGGUUUAACAUGUCGGGAACCCGCCAGUACACCAAAGGAACCACCCACACCAAGACAACCACCCACAAGGUUUCUGUUCAGCACAUAGUGCCACCAAACCACUCCUGCACUGUCACUAUGGUGGGACGAAAGCACAAAGUAGAAAUCCCUUUCACUGCACGUCUCCGCCGCACCUACAGAAACGGGAAGACCACUUGGACAUCCAUCUCUGGGACCUACACAAGCGUCCAAAUGGGAGAAGUCCAGUCUGUGGUGGGUCGCAGUGUACCUAUACCCGGUGCCGCAGCAUGCCGAUCCAAGAGAUAGAAUAUCUGACAUAUUGUAUAUCAGAUACCUGAAACAUUGUAAUGAGAAGCUAAAAAUAAACUAGCUUGUAUAUUUUAUAUGUCUUAACGUCUUUCAUAACAUAAGACAUGACAUGUAUCUAUCUCUUCAGAUUUUC